AUGGGCAUGUGCACAAACCCAAAGGGCAAGUCUCGUCCAUUGACCACAGCAACGGUACCGGUGCAAGCUCAACGAUCCUUUACCCUCUACACUGUUUUAACUGCCUUAUUCACUUUCGUCUUAUUACAAACAGUUCACUGUAUGCAAGAUGCAGUGCACAUCACAGCAAUACUCGGUGAGUCGGUGGUAUUCAACUGCCACGUGGAGUUCCCUGAGGGACACCCCGUGCCGUAUGUGUUACAAUGGGAGAAGAAGGUAGGCGAAACGGGGCAGGACAUACCGAUCUACAUCUGGUAUGAGAGCUAUCCGACCCACAGCGGAGAAGGAUACGAGGGGAGAGUGUCCAGAGUCUCUCCCGAUUCGCCAUAUGGAGCUGCCUCCCUUAACCUCACCAAUAUUAGAGAAUCUGACCAAGGAUGGUAUGAAUGCAAAGUGGUGUUCCUCAACCGUCCCCCCAACCAGCCGAAGAACGGAACCUGGUUCCACCUGGACGCGAUCAUUCUGAACUGUCAGGCCGAAGGAACACCCACUCCAGAGAUCCUUUGGUAUAAAGAUGCUAACCCUGUUGAUCCUUCUUCCACUAUAGGUAUUUUUAAUGAUGGAACAGAACUGCGAAUAUCUAACAUCCGACAUGAAGACAUAGGCGACUACACCUGCAUUGCCAGAAAUGGCGAAGGGCAAAUUUCACAUACUGCUAGAGUUAUCAUAGCUGGGGGAGCAGUGAUUAUGGUCCCUCCGACGAAUCAAACGAAACUGGAAGGAGAAAAAGUCCAGUUCAAUUGCGAAGCAAAGGCCCAGCCAGGCAACGUUACCGUGAAGUGGUUCCGUGAAGGGGCUCCGGUCAAAGAGCUGGCUUCUUUGGAGACGAGGGUGACCAUCAAAAGGGACGGUUCAUUAGUCAUAAAUCCGGUCAGCUCCGACGACUCAGGUCAAUAUCUGUGCGAAGUCAGUAAUGGGAUCGGAGAGCCGCAAUCCGCAUCAGCCUAUCUUAAUGUUGAAUAUCCAGCAAAAGUCACUUUCACACCAACGAUACAGUAUCUACCGUUUCGUCUAGCCGGCGUAGUACAAUGUUAUAUAAAAGCCAACCCUCCUCUGCAGUACGUUACGUGGACAAAAGACAAGCGCCUUUUGGAACCCUAUCAGACCAAAGAUAUCGUCAUAAUGAACAACGGCUCGCUGCUUUUUACCAGGGUAAACGAAAAUCACCAGGGUCGAUAUACAUGCACACCAUACAACGCACAAGGCACGCAAGGAAGUUCGGGCCAAAUGGAAGUUUUGGUUAGAAAACCUCCCACAUUUACCAUCGAACCGGAAACUAUGUAUCAGAGGAAGGUUGGAGAAUCCGUGGAUAUGCCUUGUGACGCCGUAGAAGCUGAAGGUACACAGAAACCUGGUAUACAGUGGCAGAGGAGAGACGGUACACCUUUGCCAAAGAACCGCGUAAAGCUUGUAGGAGGAAAUUUGACUAUAGAAUCGAUUCGUCGUUUAGAUUUCGGAUUUUAUCAAUGCGUUGCCACCAACGAAGUAGCUACAAUUAUUACGGGAACGCAAUUAGUAGUUGAAGGAACACAACCCCAUGCCCCAUACAACCUCACCGGGAGUUCUACGGAAUUUUCCGUGACUCUCAGCUGGCUGCCAGGCUACAGCGGUGGUCCGGACUACAAACAGGAGUACACCAUGUGGUACAGGGAAGCGGGUACGUCGGACUGGUCCACUAUCCCGGUUACGCCUCCCGGUUCCACUAUUGUCACUAUUAAUAGGUUAGCCCCAGGCACCAUGUACGAGUUUCAGGUCAUCGGAAAGAACGCCUUGGGAGACGGGAUGAUGAGUAAGAUCAUCUCCAUUAGGACAGUGGAAGUCGGACAACAGAAACCCAUAAAAAUUACACCCACACCUUUUAUGACUCCCAACGAUGAUGCGGGACCAAAACCAGGCGUACCUCGGAACCUGACGGUGAACGAGAUCAGCAACGGGUUCCUCAUCACGUGGAUGCCACCGAUCGAGAGAGCCGAACUGAUCGAGCAGUACGUCAUCAAAUACAAAACCGACGGACCCUGGAAGACGUUAAACAAAGCUCAAAUUAGACCCGAAGAUACCCAUUACUUAGUUAAAAAUUUAGUAGGUGGACGCACUUACUACUUCCGCAUCCUGGCGUACUCCGGCAAGAGCUACGAGACCAGCGAACAGGUAAAGUUCUCGGUGCCGGCUCGCGUCAAGCACAAAGCCCUCACUGCCGGCGUAGUCGGCGGCAUCCUCUUCUUCAUCGUCGCCAUCACUCUGUCCGUUUGCGCUGUCAAAAUAUGUAACAAACGGAAACGACGGAAACAAGAAAAAGCUUACAAUAUGGUAGCAUGUCGAAUAACGGAUUCCAGAAAUGGAGGAAACGCCACAGAGAGUCAAGUGCCUUUGAAAAAGACGGUUGAAUCCGAAUCGUACCGUGACUAUGAAAGCGUUUUCAUAAUUCCUGGGACAAGUUUAGACACAAACCGUAAACGCCAGGCUCUUUGA
Molecule: messenger RNA, 2508 nt
Organism: Diabrotica balteata
Lineage: Eukaryota; Metazoa; Arthropoda; Insecta; Coleoptera; Chrysomelidae
Source: the annotation of a GenBank genome assembly